Molecule: messenger RNA, 722 nt
Organism: Eutrema salsugineum
Lineage: Eukaryota; Viridiplantae; Streptophyta; Magnoliopsida; Brassicales; Brassicaceae
Product: classical arabinogalactan protein 2
Exons: 1
Coding region: 90-497 (135 amino acids)
Source: RefSeq, a predicted model, not a curated record
AUCAAACAAAGAACAAGAGCUUAAAAAUCAAAACAGAGUUUCAAGUUUCAGAAAGAAAAGAAACAAAAAAACAGAGAAUCAAUCUAAAGAUGAGUCCUAAGACAUUACAAGUUGUGAUCUUUCUUGGUUUCUUGGCCACUUCAUGUCUCUCUCAAGCUCCGGCGCCGGCACCAACCACCGUUUCUCCACCUACGGUGCUUCCUCCGGUGAAAGCUGAAUCACCUUCUCCGGUUGCUUCACCACCGGCUCCAGUUAACGAGCCAACUCCGGCUCCAACCACCGCUCCAACAACUUCUCCAACAACAUCUCCGGUUGCUUCUCCUCCUCAAACCGAUGCUCCGGCUCCUGGUCCCUCAACAGGAUUAACCCCAACUUCGGCUCCGGCUCCGGGACCAGAUACCGCCGCUGAUGCGCCGGGAAGCGCCGCGUGGGCUAACAAAGCUUUCCUUGUGGGAACAGCUUUUGCCGGAGCAUUAUACGCUGUCGUUUUGGCUUAGAGAGCUUUUGAGUACGGUGUGGAUCGAUGCUUUGAUCCUCUGCUUUCGAUUACUUUUUUAUUAAUUACUUCUUUAAAUUCAUAUUUGUUAUUUUUGUAUAAUUCUUGUUGUGAUGAGGAUGAACAUAGAGACGAUAUUAUGUUGUACUAUCAUUUUGUAAUAUCAUUGUUCAUAAAUUAAAAUAAUUCUUUAAAAUCACUUUAGAUCUAUGCUUUCAGUAAAAAU